This is a messenger RNA of Chenopodium quinoa (quinoa), 579 nucleotides long. RefSeq lists its product as uncharacterized. The coding region runs from base 1 to 579 and encodes 192 amino acids. The transcript has a single exon. The record is from RefSeq and is a predicted model, not a curated record. NCBI's taxonomy places the organism in Eukaryota, Viridiplantae, Streptophyta, Magnoliopsida, Caryophyllales, Amaranthaceae.
AUGUUGCAAGAACGAUAUCGUGAAAGAGGUUUUAAAUGGUUUAAUGAAUUCAUGAUUGUAUUGCUUGUUGAGGAACAAAUUAGUGAACUUUUGUUGAAAAAUCAUAACCUUAGACCAACUUGGUCUUUAGCCACUCAUCAUGAGGCAAAUGCAACAAAUUCUUAUCAACCUGAGGCAAAUGCUACACGAAGAGGUGGACGUGGAAACUACAAUGGUCGUGGAAGAGGCCGUGGAAAUUAUUGUGGUCGUGGUAGAAACAAUUUUCUAAGAAACAGUAAUUUUAAAAAUUUUGAAAAACAGAAGGGGCAGUCAUUUGGAAGCCACAAACAAACUCCUUCGAAAGAAAAAGACACAUGUUACAGAUGUGGCAUGACAGGAGAUUGGGGAUGUACUUGUCGUACGGCCAAAUAUUUGGUAGACCUUUACCAGGUUUCUGUAAAAGGCAAAGAGAAUAAUGUAGAAGCAAAUUAUGUUAACAAAGAAAAUGCUCCUUGUCCCAGCCUUGACGUAUCUGAUUAUUUCAUAGAUAAUGCUGAAAUUAGAAAUGAUUUCAUUCUUGGAGAAAACAACAAUGCUUAA